Folsomia candida is the source of this 3788-nucleotide messenger RNA. It is a transcript of the gene lap, whose product is annotated as phosphatidylinositol-binding clathrin assembly protein LAP. Gene Ontology annotation, molecular function: 1-phosphatidylinositol binding; clathrin heavy chain binding; phosphatidylinositol-4,5-bisphosphate binding. NCBI's taxonomy places the organism in Eukaryota, Metazoa, Arthropoda, Collembola, Entomobryomorpha, Isotomidae. The record is from RefSeq and is a predicted model, not a curated record. The transcript is spliced from 20 exons. Gene Ontology annotation, cellular component: synaptic vesicle; clathrin-coated vesicle; extrinsic component of presynaptic endocytic zone membrane. Bases 627 to 2348 code for a protein of 573 amino acids. Gene Ontology annotation, biological process: synaptic vesicle budding from presynaptic endocytic zone membrane; clathrin coat assembly; clathrin-dependent endocytosis.
AGUUGCAACCCUUCCGCCGGAGAAUCUGCUAAUGGUAAAGUGUCAAAUGAACCAAAUAUAGAAGCUGCUGCCGUAGAAAGUAGGCUGCUUCUGUUGAAGUAUUAGUUGCUGUGCGUUGGAGAAAGCAGGAGCGGAAUCAGAGUCGGAGAAACUCCUCUUUCACCCACCUACUAACCACCACCACCAGCAGAACAGCCACCCUCCAUCAUCACAUCACAAUCUGGACCAUUUAAUACUUCCAAUUAAACACCGUCAACAAAACCUGUCAAUUGUUUGUAGAUGUGGACUUGGCAUUGGGAGCCCAAAAAUCCAGUUUGUAUUUAUUUCCAUAAAAAAGGCAGACAAGGCUGUACAUAACAACUUGUGGGUUUAUUCGGCCCAAUAAAUAAUAGUGAAUUGAUAAAAACCCGGUUCAACUAUCAAAAAGACGUGAUUUGCUCAUGUAAAAUCAAAUAUAAAAAAGCCAGCGAUUGGGUGUUUUCACUGUGUUAGUGCCAUUCCUCGAAAAAUAGUCGAAAUCAAGAAGGAGAAGAAAUUACUCGCUGCUUAUUACUCAAAACAAGAUUUAUCUAGUUAUCUGGAGCCAUACUUGAUUUAUUGUGACAAAGUUUUAACAAGUUCUAACAAUGGCGACAGGACAGACAAUAAGUGACCGGCUCCUUGCUGCACGACACUCGUUGGCUGGUCAAGGGUUAGCAAAAGCUGUUUGUAAAGCUACAACUGAAGAAUCAAUUCCACCUAAAAAGAAGCAUCUUGAUUAUUUAAUACACUGUACGAAUGAACCAAAUGUUUCGAUUCUCCAACUUGCAAAUUUCCUAUUGGAACGUUCCCAAAAUACCAAUUGGGUAGUGGUAUUGAAAUCUCUUGUCACGACGCAUCAUUUAAUGUGCUAUGGGAAUGAGAGAUUUACACAAUAUUUGGCCUCAAGCAAUUGUACAUUUCAGUUGACUUCAUUUUUGGAUAAAGCAAAUCCACAAGUCGCUGGGGCUCCGAGAGUUGGGUAUGAAGUUUCUCCGUUUGUUCGCCGAUAUGCCAGAUAUAUCAAUGAGAAAGCAUUAUCCUACCGAACAAUGGCUUUUGAUUUUUGCAAAGUCAAACGAGGAAAAGAAGACGGAACUUUGCGAACGAUGGGCACUGACCCCCUUCUGAAAACAUUCCCAGUGCUUCAAACCCAAAUGGAUUCAUUGUUGGAAGUUGACCCUUCGGCGGACGACAUACAUCGCAAUUCCCUAAUGAGAGUCGCAUUUUCCCUUCUGUUCCGUGAUUUGAUUCGACUUUUUGCGACAUACAACGAUGCUGUUAUAAAUCUAUUGGAAAAGUAUUUUACCAUGAACAAGAAGAAUGCAAGGGAUGCUCUUGACUAUUAUAAAAAGUUUUUGACUAGAAUGGACAAAGUUUCAGAUUUUUUAAAAGUAGCCGAAGCGGUGGGUAUUGAUAAGGGCGAGAUUCCAGAUUUGACGAAGGCACCCAGCUCUUUGUUGGAAGCUUUGGAACAACACCUCGCUACAUUGGAGGGAAGAAAAUUAAACUCAACGUCAAAACAAAAUUCGGUGGACGUUUCAUCCUUCAGCUCCACUCAAACAGCAUUCAUUGCGUCUGAUGAAAAGCAAAAAAUACUAGCAGAAGAAGAAGCAGCCCUAAACCAGUUUAAAGAACAAAAGUCUGAUCCGGGGGCUUCUGCUACAAAUCCAUUCCUUCAGUCAUCUGCACCACCUCAGCAGACGUCACAAAAUCAACAAAUAUUAGACCUCUUUGCAGGAUCUCCUGCUACUGCUUCAAAACAAUCUGCCCUGGACGAUUUGUUAUCUCUCGGACUUGGUUCUUCUACAAAUGGAACGGCUACCAAUGGAUCAAAUGCUUUCGGACCUCCUACCACCGGAUCUUCCAACCCAUUCGCAGACUUUGCACCACAGCAAAAAGUUAAUUAUGGAGGCAACGGGUUUGCUCCCAUGGGAGGCAUGGGCAUGGGGAACCAACAGCAGCAGUUUUAUCAACAACCUCCUCCGACAAUUCAACAACCGUUCGGAGCGUUUGGAUCUAACAAUGAUCAAGCGUCGGAAGGUGCUCCCCCACCACCACCGCCGUCAACUCCACAAAAUUUCACUAAACAACCUCAGCAACAACAGUCAGUUGACUUUUUUGGAUCAAUUUUGACUCCACAACAGUCAGGAGCAGGUUUUGGGGGUCAAACCCAACCUGCUGGAGCGUCUGCAGCCGCAAAGCCAUUAUUUACUGGUGACCUCGAUUCUAGCCUAGCCUCUUUAGCAGACUCUCUGACAAUGAAGUCCAAUUGGUCUCCUUCUCCGAGUAAAACAGCAAAAGGAACAACUGCCAAUACAACGGAAUAGGAUGGUUGUGGUUGUCUGCAAAAUUCAAUCGAGGGAGGCUGUUUUAAUACAAGACUACCUAUAAGAAUAAGCAAACAGUCAGAGUUUAAUCAUUAGUAUAUGUAACAAUUCAUCAGAUUUACUGCGCAGUAAUUUCAGCUACCGAUAACGAUAACUGAAUAUUCUUACAAAAUUAGCUUAGCACACAAACUUUUUUUUUCUAGUGGAGGGAUUUAACAAUAACAAUGCUGAAUUUUUGUGAACCGGUAAUAAUUUAGCAAAGCUGAUCUGAUUAGAGGAAUUAUUACGUCAUAAUUUGAGACAGGCAACAUAAUUAUAAUUAUACUGUGCAUGCGGACCCCUUUAUAUAUUGUCCCGUCUUCACGUUUUCUCGUAGAAAUUUAUUUAACAAUCAAUUAAAUAAAAGAUGGUGCUUGUGCUAACCAUUAAUUGAUACACGGAAUAUGGAUUUCACGGAAACACAAAAGUUCUUAGUCUAUGAGAUUAUAAUAAGUUGCGGAUUAUGUAUUAUGAAACCUACAAUCUGAUAUGAAACGUAAAAUUAAAAAACCAAUCACACCGCAACCGAUGUCCAUAGUCCUAAUCGAAAUCAUAAAUCAUCAUUUAAUUUUGUGGAGACUUUUAAGAAAAAAAUGUCUAGCGAGAAAGAGUGUAAUAAACACAUUCCAAGUACUUAUGUAUGUACAACUGUUAUAUCUAUGUAGAAAGCCAAACAUUAAUUAACACACAUUUUAAGCUGUUUAUUAUUGCGCAAUCAAGAGUUCCAUUCAAUUCAUCUGCCUUUUAAUAGCAGCCUGGAUCUUGUAUCGGAAGAAUAUAUUUAAAAAAUAUGCGCAAUAUCAGCCCAGCCCAAAACGUAAUAAUACUAAUAAUAAUGCAUCACGUUCCGUGUAAUUAUACAACUACGUGGAUUAUUAUGCGUAUAAGUAUUAAGUUUGUGGAAUCAAUUACUUUUAACGUUAAAUAACUAAAUAUAUUUUGGUAGUAGUUCAAUUCGAGCUCAUGAAAUACAACUAUUGAUAACUUAGUUUGUAAAGCUUUAUUGAUAGUCUUAUAGUAUUUAUUAUUAUCAUCUAUCGAUAGAUACAUAUGUCUAAUUACGAAUCGUGCAGUAUAUCAUUUUGAAUGCAAACUCGAUAUUUAGGCCUAUGUCAAUUAUUAUAGGUUGAGCAUUAUUACUGUAUCGUGUGAUAAAUUAAAAUCUCACUGGACUAGAAUAAAUGCCACCAACCAGAAAAAUUCUCCCCGUCAUUAUACACAUCACAGAAGCAGCGCAUACAUACAUACAACAUAAAUAUUCCGGUAUCCCAUGAUAAAAAACCAAUUAUAAUAAGCUUUAUCUGAACUCUAAUGUAAUCACAUUAGGAAAACGAGUGCAACAAAAUAUGUGAAAAUAAUGAACAGAGAUGAUUUUGGUGUAUGAAAGAAAGAUAUUCAAAA